GACCCGGGUCGCCCCGCCCGGCCCGGCUCCUCACCCACCUCAGCCGCGACUGUCUUCGCCGAGCCCUCGGGGCCAGGUGUACCCGGCGCGCCACGAUGCGGCUGCGGCUGUGGCUCCUCCUGGCCGCGCAGCUGGCAGUUCUCCGUGGCAGCUCAGUCCUCCAGCAGACCCCUGCAUACAUAAAGGUGCAAACCAACAAAAUGGCGAUGCUGUCCUGCGAGGCUAAAAUCUCCCUCAGUAACAUGCGCAUCUACUGGCUGAGACAGCGCCAGGCCCCGAGCAGUGACAGUCACCACGAGUUCCUGGCCCUCUGGGAUUCCACAAAAGGGACUGUCCAUGGUGAAGAGGUGGAACAGGAGAAGAUAGCUGUGUUUCGGGAUGCAAGCCGGUUCAUUCUCAAUCUCACAAGCGUGAAGCCAGAAGACAGUGGCAUCUACUUCUGCAUGGUCAUUGGGAGCCCCGAGCUGACCUUCGGAAAGGGAACUCAGCUGAGUGUGGUUGAUUUCCUUCCCACCACUGCCCAGCCCACCAAGAAGUCCACCCCCAAGAAGAGAGUGUGCCGGUUACCCAGGCCAGCGACCCAGAAAGGCCCACUUUGUAGCCCCAUCACCCUCGGCCUGCUGGUGGCUGGCGUUCUGGUUCUGCUGGUUUCCCUGGGAGUGGCCAUCCACCUGUACUGCCGGCAGAGGAGAGCCCGGCUUCGUUUCAUCAAACAGCCUCAAGGGGAAGGUAUUUCAGGAAUCCUUGUCCCCCGAUGCCUGCACGGAAACUACAGCAAUACUGCAACCUUACAGAAGCUGCUUAGCCCAUGGAUCCUGAAAACGAUAGGCAAGAAGCACAGGUCCCGAUGAGUGGAUCUUUACCACUUUUACCAGAUUCCUCCCUCCUGCAGAGGGAUCAUCCCACACACCCAGCAAGAGACUUCUCUGCCACCAUCAACCCCCCAAGUCAUAGGGGGCUCAAGUUCUGCCCUGGUGAGCUGUAGUCCCCAUCCUUGUGAACCCCCAAAGUGUCCACUUUGUGGAACUAAAUGUAUCCAUCUUGAAUAAAUUUGCCCAAAAUCCUAAA
Rhinopithecus roxellana (golden snub-nosed monkey) is the source of this 1068-nucleotide messenger RNA. It is a transcript of the gene CD8B, whose product is annotated as CD8b molecule. NCBI's taxonomy places the organism in Eukaryota, Metazoa, Chordata, Mammalia, Primates, Cercopithecidae. Gene Ontology annotation, biological process: regulation of immune response. Gene Ontology annotation, cellular component: cell surface. The record is from RefSeq and is a predicted model, not a curated record. Gene Ontology annotation, molecular function: coreceptor activity; MHC class I protein binding.